AUGUUUGAUCAUACUCAGUAUCCCUAUAAUUGCUUCAAUUAUGAAGGGGAUGACUAUCCAGCCUGCAGCUCAGAUGAAGAAAAGAAAUUUAAUAGACCAGCCUACAGUUACAUUGCCUUGAUUGCAAUGGCCAUCCAACAUAGUCCUCAUAGCAAAGUGACCCUGUCUGGAAUAUACGACUUUAUCAUGAAGAAGUUUCCCUACUACAGAUCUAAUCAAAGGGCAUGGCAAAACUCCAUUAGGCACAAUUUGUCUCUCAACAGUUGUUUUGUGAAGGUUCCAAGGACCGAAGACAACGAGAAGGGUAAAGGAAACUAUUGGUCUUUUGCAUCUGGCUGUGAAUCGAUGCUUGACCUCUUUGAAAACGGCAAUUAUAAAAGGAGACGGAGAAGAAGGAACAUGAAGAAAUGCCAAAAAGAUAGGAAACAAAGUCAAACACAAGGACUUCAUCCUGGGGAAUUUUCAACCUCCAGCUCUACCGCACAUGUUAUAUAUGGUAAUGAAAAGAGAACUGAAUCAACGGCCAGACAAAUAGAAUCAGACACUUUAUAUCCAAUCUCCAACAGACAGAGCCAAACUAGCUCCAGCAUUGGAAAAUCAGACGAAAUCAAAUUUAGCAUUGAUUAUAUUUUGUCAGCUCCAGACCCUCUGCCCGUUCUACGAUCUCAGCACAAUUUUCUUGAUAACAAGUAUCAUAUGGUUGAAACGCAGCAGCUAAACCUUCAGUUCUGGAGCCUGUGA
This is a messenger RNA of Xenopus laevis (African clawed frog), 741 nucleotides long. RefSeq names its product forkhead box protein L3-like (gene foxl3.L). The coding region runs from base 1 to 741 and encodes 246 amino acids. NCBI's taxonomy places the organism in Eukaryota, Metazoa, Chordata, Amphibia, Anura, Pipidae. The record is from RefSeq and is a predicted model, not a curated record. The transcript is spliced from 3 exons.